UCUUUAAGGACACCUAUGUAUUUUUUCUUAAGCAAUUUCUCGUUCCUUGAGAUAUGCUACACCUCAGUCACUGUUCCAAAAAUGCUGUUUGAUUUGUUAUCAGGAAACAUGGCUGUAUCAUUUAAUUGCUGCCUCACUCAGAUGUACUUCUUUUUUCUUUUUGGCACCACAGAAUUCUACAUUCUGGCCUUAAUGGGUUUAGACCGCUAUGUAGCAAUCUGCCACCCUCUUCAUUACUCUGUCAUCAUGAACAGACAAUUCUGCUACCAGCUGAUCCUUGGAUCAUGGUUAAGCGGCUGCAUAGUUCCAGUUCUACCCACAACCCUUCUAACUCAGAAACCCUUUUGUGGUUCCAAAAUUAUAAACCAUUUUUUUUGUGAUGUGGGCCCUCUGAUAAAACUCUCAUCUCCUGACACUUUCUACUUAGAUGCAAUAGUGUUCACAGUUUCCGGCAUUGUGGUCCUUUGUUCUCUUACCCUAGUUACUGUUUCUUACCUUUUUAUUAUAUCUGCUAUAUUAAGAAUAUCAUCUUCAGCAGGCAGACACAAAGCUUUUUCAACAUGUGCUUCCCACUUCUCAGUAGUUACACUUUUCUUUGGGACCGUGAUUUUCAUGUAUCUUCGGCCAACAUCUGGUGAAAAUUACGAGUUAGAUAAAGUGGUGUCCGUUUUCUAUUCUAUUGUUACUCCUGCACUGAAUCCUCUAAUUUACAGCUUGAGAAAUAAAGACAUGAAAAGAGCAUUAGUAAAAAUGCUCCAAAAGAGAGAUAAUUCCUGUAGGAAAUUAGAGAACAUUAACUCAAUAAGCCUAAAUACCUUUUAUAGAAAACACUGA
Xenopus tropicalis (tropical clawed frog) is the source of this 834-nucleotide messenger RNA. RefSeq names its product olfactory receptor family 5 subfamily AR member 26 (gene or5ar26). The transcript has a single exon. Gene Ontology annotation, molecular function: G protein-coupled receptor activity; olfactory receptor activity. Lineage: Eukaryota; Metazoa; Chordata; Amphibia; Anura; Pipidae. Gene Ontology annotation, biological process: signal transduction; detection of chemical stimulus involved in sensory perception of smell; G protein-coupled receptor signaling pathway. Gene Ontology annotation, cellular component: membrane; plasma membrane. The record is from RefSeq and is a predicted model, not a curated record. Bases 16 to 834 code for a protein of 272 amino acids.